Molecule: messenger RNA, 1263 nt
Organism: Fusarium proliferatum ET1
Lineage: Eukaryota; Fungi; Ascomycota; Sordariomycetes; Hypocreales; Nectriaceae
Exons: 1
Coding region: 1-1263 (420 amino acids)
Source: RefSeq, a predicted model, not a curated record
AUGGACUUUAAAUACAUAUGGAUCGACUCACUGUGUAUCAUUCAGGAUUCAUUGUUGGGCUGGAUGCAAGAGGCGAAGGACAUGAAGCGGGUCUACGAGCAUGCAAUAUUCAACCUGUGCUCUGCUACAGCUUCUGACAGUUCAGGAACCAGUUUUGUGGCCCGCUAUGCUCACCUACUCAGGCCUCAACGUGUAAAGGCUCACGGGCAAGUCUUUCAGUUAGUGUGUGAUGGCCUCUUGCAGGACGAUAUCACCUAUUGCACUUUGCGCACCCGGGCAUGGGUCUAUCAAGAAUGGUACCUUUCCAAGCGCUCACUUGUCAUGGGCUCGCAUCAGCUUUGGUGGCAUUGCAGAGAAAAGCUGGCAUGCGAGAUGUGGCCGAUCGGAACACCGCAAGCCAACAGGGGAAGAUGGUGGAGUCAAACUCAGCCCCUCAAGGAGGCAGCACCAUCUGGAGACUCAGACGAUAUGAAUGCUUGGAGCCAGAGUGUCUUAGCAUAUAUGAGAACCAAUCUGACGAGAGAAACUGACCGUCUGGUUGCAUUCUCGGGCGUUGUUCAAUCUUUCGGGCAGACACGCCAGCUGACUGGAGGCUAUCUUGCUGGCCUCUGGCGAUGUCAUCUACCAGCAGCACUCUUGUGGAAGGUCAGCUCUUCAGCACGGAGAUCAGCGACCUAUACGGCAGCGUCUUGGAGCUGGGCGUCUCUUGCUGGAAACUGCCUGGUCAGUACAGACAAGGACUUGCUUCAUGAACCUUGCUUUUUAGCUGUCAAGCAGAUAAUGCCUCUUGGUGUGCCAGGGCCAGACGGGUUCCUGAUGGGCGGAACAGUCACGCUCAGCGGCUAUUUGUUUGAAGUUGUCUAUCGAUCUGUGGGGCUGUUCCUGGGCACAGGAGAUUUUAUGGCUCCUGGAGACCCAACGACAGGUGGUGAACUCUACCUUGACGAGAGGUCAGACGAUGAUCAAUUCAUCUCACAUUUAGAAAAACCAGAUCUCAAAAAUUUCAGUCACUGGCUGGAACAUAAGGUCGUGCGAUUAGCAAUGCCACUCAAGGAUGCAAAGGGUCGUUUCUAUUUUUUACUUUGUCUUGAUAGAGGAGACAAAUAUCGGUUUCGCUUUCGAGGACUGACUUUGUACCAGCCUACUGAUCAGUUAGGUUCUUUCUAUCGUAUCAGAUACAUGAAUUGGGGGAAGCUUCCAGGAGUCGUCGAUACUGAUGAACUCAUGGCAAAUUGUGCCAAGAGAACGGUGAGGAUCUUGUAA